Messenger RNA from Oryza brachyantha (malo sina), 2737 nucleotides. Its product is annotated as probable E3 ubiquitin-protein ligase HIP1. NCBI's taxonomy places the organism in Eukaryota, Viridiplantae, Streptophyta, Magnoliopsida, Poales, Poaceae. The transcript has 7 exons. Gene Ontology annotation, molecular function: ubiquitin protein ligase activity. The record is from RefSeq and is a predicted model, not a curated record. The coding region runs from base 481 to 2481 and encodes 666 amino acids.
AUCCUCUCAUCACCACCACCCCACCUCCCUCUCUCUCCCUGUCUUUCUCCUCUCCUCCUCCCUCUCGCUCUCUCCCUCUCUUGACAAAAUUUCCUCCACCCAUUCCCUUCUCUGCCGCUUCUCCACCCACCUUGUCGAUCUCUCUGAAUUCGGUCGCACCAUCUUUCUCUCCUUCCUCUCUUCUAGCAAUCGGUCGUUUCCUCCGGUUGUUGUGCUGAUUCUUUCUCCCUCUCUCUCUCUUUCUUCCUCUUCUCUCUAUCUACCUUGGAGAGGAUCAAGAAACGAAGAGAGGAGGAACGGAGGGAGGAAGGGAAAACCGAGAAAAGUCUGUUCUUUUUUUGCUUUGGCCUUGUGGUUCUUGGGAGUUGUUGAAAGACUCUGGACCUGUUUCUGAACCCUCCUUUCCCUUGCUUGAAAGAGAUGAGCUGUACGUGAGAUGCUAUUGCCAGACAUCAAUUGAUAAAGAGCACAUCUUCAGUAAUGCAGGGACAGAAGAACUCUGUUGAGCAGCUUGCUGAUGUGUUUGGAUUUGACCAUGCAUCUAGCUCAGGAAACCCUGUCAUGGAUCAACAAGGUUAUUGGAACAACAUUCUUGGUUCCGUGGAAUCACAUAAUCUUCAAGGUUAUCAGGUGAACCGUAGUGAUGGAGCUAUUCCGUAUGGAAACAGCGCGCAUCAAGACGGCACAUUUUUAGGAUUUUGGGAGUCAGGUGAAGCAAGUGCAAGUGGCAGUUCACUACAUUUUGGGAGCUCUAACGAGAUCAAAACAGAGCAACGUAAUAUCGGUGGUGUCCUGAGGAUUGGUGAAAGGCGCUUGGCAGCUGAGCACAAUCUUUCUUUGGACAAUGUAGAUAUAGGCCUCAACAUCAAUGGUAAUGAUCUAUCUGGUCAAAGUUCAAAUGUGAAUGGCGCUGCACAAGGCUCUGAGCAGCAUGGUGGCUGCUCUCGUACUGGUACAAAUGCUCAGGCCUCCGACCUGAGAUUACAUCCAUACAGGACAUUCAUAUUAGGUGCCGAGCAACCUGAGUCUUUUAAUUCUUUGAAUGGCAGUGAAAAUUCUAUAGGUGAUUUUUCGUUGAUGCCAGAAGGCAUUGAUCACCGACCAGGUAGUUCCCUGGAUGGCCGUCGUCUAGCAUGCAAGAGGAAAAAUAUUGAGGGAGUUCAUGGGCAUGGGCAGUGCUCAGCAGGUGCCAGCACUAGUUUUUCCCACAGGAACGAUAGUAUUUUCCAUAGCAUCGCUUCUUCCAGUCGCAACCCCUCACCUAGUACAAAUUUACCCUCUCCUAAUUGUCUGUUGGUUCCAAGCGCCGUGGAUGAGCAACCCCCGACUUAUGUAGCUACAGCAGGAUUGUCAUCUAGUAGCUAUGAUCUUAGUGGAGGCAAUAAUAACUCAGGAAUGUCACAAAGAAGUUUUCGACCAAGAACUACCCUGGCACAACAAAUUGGCCCCUAUGGUGUGUGGCCUUCUUCAAGUGCUAUCAGACAUUCCAAUUCAUGGAAUCAUCAGCCACCUCCCUUUCAGAGUACAUUUGACGAACCACCUGAGGUAAUUCCUGUGGUCAGUAGCUUGAACUUUCAAUACCAGCAUCCCAUGAAUGUGGUUCCUGGUAUUCCACAAAUGGCACACCGUUUCUCUGGUCAAGGGACUUCAUCAUCAAGAACAGGCAAUUUGGAGAAUAGAACUAUUGGUAGUGAAGACUUUAGCGGGCGGAAUGUAGUCGCUACCAACUUCCCUGAUGCAGUUCCUCCAUCUACACUAGACAUGAGGCAUUUGAUACCAGAACCAUCUAGUUGGAAUGUUGAUGGCAGAGUUACUACCAUUCCAGGAAAUGUUCCUUCAUCGAGAGCUACUGCCAGUUUGAUGGUCAAUCCACCGGCCUCCCCAUUUAUUGCUCAUCAAAACUUGCAUAGACGCAAUCCUCGUAAUUUAUCAGAGGAAAUAAGUCGUCUUUCUGGAGCACUUCGCAGCCAUCAGCACCCUCGCCUAAGGUCAGGUUUUCUGUUGGAACGACAAGGUGAUGGUGUUUGGGGUGUUCCAUUGUCUACUAGGAGCAGGGAAGGAAGAAGAUUAAUCGAGAUCCGGAAUGCACUUGAAAUGAUUCACAGAGGGGAAAAUGUUAGAUUUGAGUCAAUUUUCUAUGGUGGAGUCGACAUUCAUGACAGACACAGGGAUAUGCGCCUUGACAUAGACAAUAUGUCUUAUGAGGAGCUAUUGGCACUGGAGGAAAGAAUAGGUAAUGUUAGCACUGGCCUCAGUGAGGAAGAAGUGACCAAGCUCCUAAAGCAAAGGGAAUUCUCAUCAUGGAGAUUGGAGGCAUCUGUGGAAGAUGAGCCAUGCUGUAUCUGCCAGGAAGAGUAUGUUGAUGGGGAUGAUCUCGGGACACUGGACUGUGGGCAUGAUUUCCAUGUUCGUUGCGUCAGGCAAUGGCUGGUGGUGAAGAACACAUGUCCGAUCUGCAAAAAUACUGCUCUGAAGACAUAGGAAAAGCGCAGUGCAGAAGCGCUGCGUGCCUGUUCGAUCGCAAGAUCAUUUAGUGAUUCAUAUUACCGUGCCGUUUUUUGAUUAGAAUUUUUUUUUGCCAUUGACCUACAAAUUUGAUUUUAAAAAAAGGUAAAAAAGAACUGGUCCCUGCAAAAACUGCUCCCCUGCAGUAAAUAAUCCCUGGAAUCUGUCGCUCUGCAUUCAACUGAAUAUUUAUGGCUGAUAUAUUGGAUGAAAGUUCAAUUUUUUCCCCCAA